AUGGCAAAUUUUUCAGGUGGAUAUGCCACCAGGGCUGAAACUGAUUCUCCAGGCCUAGUCUGCAAGUUGAACAAGUCACUGUAUGGCCUUAAACAUGCAACCUGGCAACGGUACUAUAAGCUGACUGAAGUUUUAUGUUCAAGGGGAUAUGUGUACUCCUUGAAUGACUAUUCCCUUUUCUAUAAGAAGACAGAAUACUCCACAAUUUAUAUAGUUGUAUAUGUAGAUGAUGUCAUUGUUACUGGAACAGAUCUUUCAGAGAUUGUUCAGCUCAAACAUUUCUUGCAUGAUCAGUUUAAGAUCAAGGAUCUGGGAAGACUACAUUAUUUCCUUGGCUUGGAGGUUUUGUAUACAGCUGAUGGUGUGAUCAUUUCACAAAGGAAGUUUGCUUUGGAUAUGCUUAAGGAAUUUGAUUGCAUCUCCUACAGUAGUCUCUCUACUCCUUUUGAUCCCAAUGAGAAGCUGAGGGCCAAAGAGGGAAGACCAUUGUCAGAUUCUACAUAUUACAGAAAACUUGUAGGAAAAUUAAACUUCCUCACAAACACUAGAUUAGACAUAGCUUUCAAUGUAAAAUAUCUUAGUCAAUUCAUGCAAGAUCCCAGAGAACCACAUUUGAAGGCUGCCUUUCAUCUGCUUAGGUAUUUGAAAAGUGAUCCCACUCUAGGAAUUUUUCUGUCUAAUGAUUCUGAUUGUAGUCUGAAGGGUUACUGUGACUCAGAUUGGGCAGUCUGCCCAGAUUCUAGGAGAUCAGUUACUGGAUACAUAGUACUACUGGAGAACAUUCCAAUUUGUUGGAAGUCCAAGAAACAAGAAACAGUUUCCUUGUCAUCUACAGAACCAGAAUAUAGGUCCUUGAGAAAAGUUGUUGGGGAACUGACUUGGUUGUGCAGAUACUUCGAUGAACUUACUGUCUCUUAUCCUAAGCCAGUCUCAGUUUUUUGUGACAGCCAAUCUGCUCUGCACAUAGCCAAAAAUCCUGUUUUCCAUGAAAGAACUAAACAUAUCGAAGUCGAGUGUCAUUUUGUGAGAGACAAGCUUCAUGAGGGCCUCAUUUCCUUACAUCAAUUGCUACCGGUGCUCAACUAG
Messenger RNA from Nicotiana attenuata, 1086 nucleotides. RefSeq lists its product as uncharacterized. Bases 1 to 1086 code for a protein of 361 amino acids. The transcript is spliced from 2 exons. Lineage: Eukaryota; Viridiplantae; Streptophyta; Magnoliopsida; Solanales; Solanaceae. The record is from RefSeq and is a predicted model, not a curated record.